GUGGUCGGGUUCAUUCGAUUUGCAAAUGGCUGACACUGCAACGGAGUCAACGAAAGGGAAGACCAAGUUCUCAGCAAUGUCGGGAAUGCGAAGGCGGAGCUCCAAAACGACGGCGUUCCUCUCCGUUUUGCUCUUUCUGGUGCUGCUCGGUGGCUUGGUCCCAGUCUUCGCUCCUCUUCCUUCUCUUUCACCUCCUCAUCAUCAGCUUCGACACAAGAGCAUGAAUGAACGAAAAUUCGAGGUUGCUGAGGACAUGUUCUGGAAAGAUGGUAAGCCAUUUCAGAUUAUUGGUGGCGAUGUGCAUUAUUUCCGGGUACUUCCUGAGUAUUGGGAGGAUAGGCUUUUACGAGCUAAGGCUUUGGGCUUAAAUACCAUCCAAAUUUAUGUUCCUUGGAAUCUGCAUGAACCAAAACCUGGCAAGCUGGUUUUUGAGGGUAUUGCAGAUCUAGUAUCAUUUCUCGAACUCUGUCAAAAGCUGGAUUUGCUUGUUAUGCUUCGAGCUGGGCCUUACAUAUGUGCUGUCAAGAUGUGA
This is a messenger RNA of Pistacia vera, 532 nucleotides long. RefSeq names its product beta-galactosidase 17-like. The record is from RefSeq and is a predicted model, not a curated record. Gene Ontology annotation, cellular component: vacuole. Gene Ontology annotation, biological process: carbohydrate metabolic process. Gene Ontology annotation, molecular function: beta-galactosidase activity. NCBI's taxonomy places the organism in Eukaryota, Viridiplantae, Streptophyta, Magnoliopsida, Sapindales, Anacardiaceae. The transcript has 4 exons. Bases 26 to 532 code for a protein of 168 amino acids.